UUUAGAGAAUUUUGUUUAAUACCAACAAUUUAAGUAGUUAAAAUACAUUAGCACAGAGCAUAAGUUUAAAUACGGAAACAGAAACGCGACAAUAACAUCAACAAAAAUCAUAUUAUGGUGCAUAUGUAAGUGUCGCUAAAAAAGGUAGUAGCGAGCUAUUACAUCGCAGCGUCCGUUUGCGCGAGACAUCAACAAGCCACAACGACGGCAACAAGCAAGUUCUUUGGAGCACCUUGAGUCUGCGGCUGGCGACGUUGCGGAAGACGUACAUAGCACACACGGAAGUAGCCAAAAACUCGAUUGGGCCUUACAUUUGAGUUGCCGAUAGCGUUCAGCCAUGGCCGAUGCUUUGCCCGAAAACGCGGCAGAAAUUGCCGUUGCCAAUGCAAUCAAUAACAUUAAUGGGCGUAAUCGCGUAGUCGCUGGCGGUGCGGGUGGUGGUCAGAACAACAUGUUGAACAUGCGCGAUCGUCUCUUUCACGCCAUUUACUUUCGAGCUGCAGCCGCGUAUGCAGAGCUAAUUCCACGAAAAGUGCAACUUGCUAUUGAAUACUUUUUGCUGGCGAAGGCUUUGUUAUUUUUCUUUACUUUAAUCUACGUUCAUAAUGCGUUUAUAAAGAAUCCCUGCACUUGCUUACAAGAAGUACACAAUUGGCCCAGAGAGGGUGUUAUAAGAGUGGAAAUAAUACCCCACCUAGCUGAGAAGCGCGCCAUCUGGCAGAGCAUUAAACAAGAUCAACAGUUAAUAUACACACUAAAGGAUUCAUACUACUAUAACAUCGGACCGCAAACGUAUGUCAACCAUUAUCGGCUAAAGCGCUACGAAUCGAUACUUCGCAAGUUGGGCUUGCCUAUACGGCCUACUUUUGCGUACAACAAUGAAACGCUGUAUCACUAUUUUGAUGCCAUAAAUAUUCUAGAUUCCUAUGAUCAUCCCAAUGCCAUACAGCUAAAGGGUGAGGAUGAGGACGAUGAACAAUAUAUAAUGGAGUAUUCGUUGGAAUAUGGACACCUAAGACUCUCACCUGCCACGCGCAAGCGUCUCAAUAUACCGGUGUUAACUGUACAAUUAGAUCCCAACGCAAAUGACUGUUUUGGUGAUAGACUGACGCGUUACUUGCUCAAACGAUUGCUUGGCUACGACGACUUGUUGAUGGCCUCAGUACGGGCUAUAGCAGAAAAGGAGGAAAAUAAAGGAUAUCUACGAAAUGUCAUUACAGGCGAGCAUUAUCGCUUUGUGUCCAUGUGGUGGGCCACCUGGAGUUCCUAUCCAGCGGCAUUUUGUGUUAUGCUACUGUUUACUUUUUCGGUUUCAAUGCUGUUGCGCUAUUCCCACCACCAAAUAUUCGUCUUCAUAGUCGAUCUUCUGCAAAUGCUGGAAUACAAUGUGUCUGCGCGUUUUCCUAUCGCUCCGUUGCUUACCGUGAUAUUAGCAUUAGUUGGCAUGGAGGCCAUUAUGUCCGAGUUCUUCAAUGACACCACCACUGCGUUCUAUAUAAUACUAAUUGUAUGGAUUGCGGACCAAUACGAUGCAAUAUGUUGUCACACCAGUCUUACGAAACGCCAUUGGCUCAGAUUCUUUUAUCUCUACCACUUUGCUUUCUAUGCGUAUCACUAUCGCUUCAGUGGACAGUACCGCACACUCGCCCUGCUAUCCUCCUUCCUAUUUAUACAGCAUUCGAUGGUCUUCUUCUUUCAUCGCUACGAGCUUCCCGCCAUAAUGGCACAGAGGCACGUAUUUAUCAUAACCCGCAACCAGAAUGGCGCCAUGGCCGUGGGUCGCGGACAGCAGGCGGCCCUGCAACGUGCGCGUCUCAUUGUGACGCGAUUGUUUCGUCAAUUGGCCGCACAACGCCAAAUCGAACGCGACCGACAGGGACAGGAGGCCGGCGCCCUGCAUGUUGCCUUCGCCAAUUUGAGGCGCUUGCCUGUGGUAGGACAAUGGCUACAGAGACGAGAACAGUUCGCCACCGUGCGACGGGUGUUCCUCGGCCAGGGCGGCAAUGGACAGGUGAUGCAUGUGCAUCUCCAACGCAUCAAUAUGGCAGACAUUCCAUUUCGUAACCAGGCAACCGCCGGUGUGGCCGAGGUCGGCACAGCCAGCGCCGAAGGUACCAAUGGUGAAGCGGAUAUCCUAGCCACUACCAGCACCGACUCAGAUCCCCAGCUAAGCGAAGCUACAACAGCAACAGCCACAGCCGCAGUUGGCACAUCAGAUGUCGAAACAAAUCACGAACGGAAGGAGGAAAAUUCGAGGACUGUGGAAGCAGCAGCAACCGUCCUGAAUGAUUUAACAGGAACAGCCCAAGAUGCUCAGGAAACAAUGGCAGGCGUCAACAGGACAGCACCAUCGGAGGAGAUGCCAAGGAUUUGGGAAAAUCCAAAUUUCGUUGCGUCGGAUAUUAUAAAUAUGCCGGAAACAAUUCCAGCUACAACUAUUAAAACAUCAACAACAAGUGCAGAGCAACAACGAGUCUUGAAGGCUGACGAGUCUAGGCAAUUGGAAAGUGAUUUGCAAAAUGAGAUUGCAAAAGGAGAAACCUCCACGCCGCCGAAUUCGCGCUCUAGCGUGUUUACUCCAACGAAUGUGAAGCAGUUGCCCCUGGCAGCCACAAAAUCAGGCACUGUACAGGAAAUUAUGAAUGACCAUCAACAGGACGAAAGGACCGCAAACAAAGUUGCUGCAACAUCAACAUCAAAAUCAACAACAUCAACAACAUCAACAGCUGCAACAGAGUCGGCCGAAGCAUAUCCAACGUCAAAACAAGGCACAGCCGUUGCGGCAGCCUCAGCCCAGGGCCAGGGCCAGGCCCAAGCGCCAGUCCGAGCCCAGCCAAACACAGUGAUGGAUGGCAUAACAACAGUUGAUUUUAUGGAAGGCGACAGCUUCACGUCAACAGGAAAUGCCAGUAGAAUUGUCAGCGGCACAACCAAACCCAACCGCAUGGCAAGUGGCUCUGCUGUGGAGGCUGGUAGUGGUGGGGGAAGCAGUGAGCCGUCGGACAAUCUAAUGAAAACUGCAGAGCAUACAUCAAACCUAGUGACAACAACAACAACAACAGCAACACCAACAACAACAGCAAUAGCUGGAAAAGGACGAGCAGAAGCAGGAGUUGAAGCAGAAAGAGAAAAAAUAUAAGUAGCAUUCUUUGGCUGAGCCAAACAAAGAAACAAACAACAGCAUUGCGCCUUUAUUUUUGCCACGCCCAGUUACCACAGCAGCAACAACAACAAGGAGACUACAACACCAACAAGUGGAAGUGGAAGUGGACGUGCAAGUUAUUCAAGCAACUAGUAAAUUUUUUAGAUAA
This is a messenger RNA of Scaptodrosophila lebanonensis, 3311 nucleotides long. RefSeq lists its product as uncharacterized. Gene Ontology annotation, biological process: positive regulation of ERAD pathway; response to endoplasmic reticulum stress. The transcript is spliced from 16 exons. Gene Ontology annotation, cellular component: endoplasmic reticulum. The record is from RefSeq and is a predicted model, not a curated record. The coding region runs from base 338 to 3139 and encodes 933 amino acids. Lineage: Eukaryota; Metazoa; Arthropoda; Insecta; Diptera; Drosophilidae.